AUGUACUGAAUACACAAUGUUCUAGAAUAUUCAUAUUGUUUGGCGGCAGAACAAAAGAUGAAUACAUAAUUUAAUGGAGAAAUGGCAAAAGAUUGAUGUGUAGAUUUUAGGCGACAAGUAAUAAGUCGCACGGAAUAGCUUUGGUGUUCCGUAGGCGCGAUAAAAUUCUUACCGUAUUAUUCCGUGUACAACGACCCCCUUUUAGUUCACAAAUUAUCAAAGUCCGAUUAAGUGGGUCGUUAUACACAGGUAGUAACUUUUCUAUUCGAUCAUAGAGUGGAGGUUAAAACACGUACAACAUUGUUACAACUGAUGAAAUGUAGAAAACAAUUUUUUAAAUUUUUUUCAUAAACAUAAAAAAUUUGUUUUUGGGGAUCGUUAUACACUGAAAAAUACGGUACUUUGCUAUGUUGACAAUGAUGGAAAAAUAGUAAACAGCGGUUGGCUGGUAUGUUGCAAUGUUUCGUUUCGUCAGAAAUAUGUGCAAUGUGAUGUUAAUAAUUUGAUUUGAAUUUUCAAUGACGGCAAAUUUCCUUCCAACUAAUGUGUUUAACCGAAUAUCAUGGCGUACUAUUGGUACUUACCAAAUGCUGCAUUAUAACUAGGCAUCGUGAUGAGGUUGGGUUUGUGAUGUGACGUGUUGUUGAUGUUGGAUAGUGAAUGUUUACUAACGGUAAGGGAUAAUUUCUACGUUAUGUGCAACGGAAAGAACAUCACUACUGCAAUCCAAGUUUCCACGUUCGAGCCCACGAUGAGCACUGGCGUGUUCUUUUUAAAAAGUUUGAUAAAAAGAUCUAAGGAUAUUUUAUUCACUGGUAAGUAGAGGAAGAAGGUAGUGAGGUUUUGGAGCGCACAUUUUAAGAAGAAGCGACAUUAUCAGUGCAAAAAACAACGAAAUCAACGGUCGGCAAUACAACGAUUAGUACGAGAAUCUGUAUUUUGCCAAGACGUUGAAAUUUAAUUACAUCAUGUAAAGUGAGGAGCAACGUUAACGAAAUCAUUCGUGCGGUGUAUAUACUCGUGAAGUUUGUGAUUGUGAUCAAUAGCGUCCACGAAGACGAGUGAGAACUUUAUAAAUUGUGGGCACAAGGAGUAGACAGCAUGGAGCACAUCAAACGCACGCGAGCGGGCAGCAAAACUUUCACCUUCCUGCUCGGAAUCAUCGUGACACUGCUCGCCUGCGUCAAGCUCGCGACGGGCUGCAACGAGAUGGUGUGCGCCAGCAUUGUUUCCAAGUGCAUGCUGACGCAGAGCUGUAAGUGCAACAUGAAGAGUUGCACCUGCUGCAAGGAGUGCGCGGAAUGCCUUAGCUAUCUGUACACCGAGUGCUGCAGCUGCCUGGAGAUGUGCCCGAAGCCGAACGAGACCUCCAACGAGUUGUCAAAGCAGUCGCACAUCGAAGACCUGGAGGGUUUCCCGAACCUGUACGACGUGAUCACGUCUGAGCAAGACGCACAGGGUCGCUGGAAGGUGAACUCGUUUCCGAUCGACAUCGAUGCGGCUCUGUACGGGCCCAAGGCAGACGGUGGUACAAAAUAUAUUGUCCACUCAACCGAUAUGGAUCUGAAGCAAAAUUACGACGAUCCCAACAAGGUCACGGUGAACUGCACCGUUGCAUACCAAGCACAGUGCAUGUCCUGGAACAAGUGCAAGGAAAGCUGUCGAACGAUGGGGGCCAGCAGCUAUCGCUGGUUCCACGAUGGUUGUUGCGAAUGUAUAGGCCAGUACUGCCUUAACUAUGGCAUCAAUGAGUCGCGGUGUCGCGAUUGCCCCGAAAACAAGGAGAACGAUCUGGACGAUAUUUCCGACGAGGACGAGCUAGACUACGGAGACAGCAUGGGCCCGCUCGACAAUGCGGCGAUGGAGUCGUCCAACAUAUGA
Messenger RNA from Anopheles coustani, 1881 nucleotides. RefSeq names its product protein twisted gastrulation-like. The transcript is spliced from 9 exons. Gene Ontology annotation, biological process: regulation of BMP signaling pathway. The record is from RefSeq and is a predicted model, not a curated record. The coding region runs from base 1102 to 1881 and encodes 259 amino acids. Lineage: Eukaryota; Metazoa; Arthropoda; Insecta; Diptera; Culicidae.